AUGCAAUUGUGGUUAACUUCAAUCACCACAGUUUUAUCAUCACUAUUGAUUUAUUAUUACGUCAAUAAUAACAACAAUACGACUACCACUAUCACCACUAUCAACAACACCACCGCUACCACUACUCUAUCCCCACACUCCAACGACAUGUCGACUAUUUCCAAAUACAUCAAACAUCAAGGAUCUAUCUUACCCACCUAUUUCUUCUCCCAUGGUGGACCCACAUUUAUGUACGAAAAUGAUUCAUUUGGCAACAAAGGCGCCUGGAAUAAAGUCCGCACAAUUGGUCAACAAAUUAAAUCAUUACCCCCAAGGGAUAAACCCGACUAUAUCAUUGUCGUUAGCGCACAUUGGCAAAGCAGUCCUGGUGGAAAACAACCAAACACAAUUGAAAUUGGCACCACUUGGUCCAACGGCGGUAAUGGUGAAAACGCCUUGAUUUAUGAUUUUUAUGGGUUCCCCAAACACAUGUACGCUGAAGAAUUCCACACGUACAACAACAAAGCCGUGGCCGAUGCUAUUAAGUCCAAAUUAACUGAAUCUGGAUUCAGUGCUGAACUCACUGAUCGUGGUAUUGAUCAUGGGGUAUGGGUUCCUUUCAAAGUUGCAUUCAGUGGAUACAACACUCAAACGCAACCACAACCUGAUUACAAUGAAAAACGGGCAUUGGAUUUACCAGAUAUUGCCAUUGUACAAGUUUCAUUGACUGCCAAUGAUUCUGAUUUCAAUACUCAUUUCAAAUUGGGUCAAGCAUUGGAUUUUUUCCGUCAAAAUGAAAUUUGGGAUGAUUUGCAUCAAAAGUACCUCAAGGGGAUGGUUAUAUGUUCUGGAAUGUCAGUUCACAAUUUGCGUGAAUUGGGGUUUUCGAUGCAGUACAUGCAACAAAACCCCACUGCUAAAGGGUUGCCUUACGCCAAACAAUUUAACGAUUUAGUUAAACUGGUUGUUGAAAGUAGUGAAACCGAAACUGACAAUACUGGUGGCGAUAGCAAAAGCUCCCCCACUACUUCAUCUACGUUGUUGUCGAAAUUAAAUGACUUGAAGAAAGAUCCAUUAUUGAGAAAAGCUCAUCCUACAUUGGAACAUUUCUUACCUUUGGUAGUUGUUUGUGGGAUUGCUCAAGAUGCAAAGCAAAAUGUUAAAGAGAUUUAUAACGAUGAAUUGGGUAGCUUGGGAUGGGGUAUUUAUCAAGUUGGAAACAAUAUUGAUUCAAAGAUUUAA
Messenger RNA from Lodderomyces parapsilosis, 1221 nucleotides. RefSeq lists its product as uncharacterized. The record is from RefSeq and is a predicted model, not a curated record. Gene Ontology annotation, molecular function: oxidoreductase activity, acting on single donors with incorporation of molecular oxygen; ferrous iron binding; zinc ion binding. Bases 1 to 1221 code for a protein of 406 amino acids. The transcript has a single exon. Lineage: Eukaryota; Fungi; Ascomycota; Pichiomycetes; Serinales; Debaryomycetaceae.